Messenger RNA from Acipenser ruthenus (sterlet), 1388 nucleotides. Its product is annotated as dynactin subunit 5. Bases 138 to 686 code for a protein of 182 amino acids. The transcript has 6 exons. Lineage: Eukaryota; Metazoa; Chordata; Actinopteri; Acipenseriformes; Acipenseridae. The record is from RefSeq and is a predicted model, not a curated record.
CACCUAGCCAAGACUGACUGCGUAAGAUUGCGUGCUUCCUGUUAGCGAACGGAAGCUGGGAACUCAGGCUGCAGAAACUGACUGAUUAGAGGAGUGAAUUUGUAAUUAUUUUAACAAGUGUUUUAUUUAAAAACGUCAUGGAGCUGUGCGAAAUUCUCUACAACAAAGCCGAGUACAUAGAAACGGCAUCUGGUAAUAAAGUAAGCAGACAGUCGGUACUCUGUGGAAGCCAAAAUAUUGUGCUAAAUGGAAAAACUAUUGUUAUGAAUGAUUGCAUCAUUCGAGGGGACCUGGCAAAUGUCAGGGUUGGGCGUCACUGUGUAAUCAAGAGCCGAAGCGUUAUAAGACCACCGUUCAAGAAAUUCAGCAAAGGAGUUGCUUUCUUCCCUCUCCACAUUGGGGAUCAUGUGUUCAUUGGAGAAGACUGCAUUGUGAAUGCUGCACAGAUAGGGUCGUACGUCCAUAUAGGGAAGAACUGUGUUAUUGGGCGGCGGUGUGUUCUUAAAGAUUGCUGUAAGAUUCUUGACAACACAGUCCUGCCUCCAGAGACGGUUGUCCCCCCAUUCACUAUUUUUUCUGGCUGUCCAGGUCUGUUCUCAGGAGAGCUUCCAGAGUGUACCCAGGAACUCAUGGUUGAUGUCACAAAGAGCUACUAUCAGAAGUUUUUACCACUGAGUCAGAUUUAAUACUUGCAACAAAAAAACUGGACCAAUAAAUGUUUUCUAUCUAUCUAUCUAUCUAUCUAUCUAUCUAUCUAUCUAUCUAUCUAUCUAUCAUUAUCCAAUAGUAAGGCUUUCAUGAAAUUCCACCAGGUUUCACAGCAUUGAAGCAGCUUUCCUAUUUGAGAAUUGUGCACAUUUUAUUAUGAAAUCCACAAAACAAGUCCUUCUAAUUUGCUAUUUUCAUGUAGUUAUUGGAAUGUUUUUUACUUAUUUUUUACAUUAUUAUUUUCCCUGAAUAAUACAAGGAAAAUAAUAAUGUAAACACAUCUUUUAAAUAUAACUUCUUAAUUUAUCCAAUUUUAGUGUUGUCUGUUGCAUUAAAAAAAAAAAAAAAAGUUGAAAGUUAUUUUGGCUGAAAAAGCUGCUUGGAUGUGGAACAUCCUUGCCUUGUGUGCUUUACAUUGUCUUGCAGACUAACAAUUGACAGAAGUGGAGGAAUACCUCUGUGGUACAGAAAUUGAUGGAUUCUUUGGUCAUGUAUGCAGAACACACACAAGUUUUGGCUCUGAAGACGAAUCAUUCUUUCACAGAGAGAAGAACUGCAUUAAGUGUGGAACCCGGUUCUAAACUGUCUUGUAUGUACAUCAUUAAUGUGUUAUUUCCUGCAUUGCAGGGAGGAUCACAGACCUAAUGCUCAUGCUAAUAAAUGUACGAUAUUACACAGUU